Messenger RNA from Hordeum vulgare subsp. vulgare (domesticated barley), 2203 nucleotides. RefSeq lists its product as uncharacterized. The coding region runs from base 16 to 1242 and encodes 408 amino acids. The record is from RefSeq and is a predicted model, not a curated record. Lineage: Eukaryota; Viridiplantae; Streptophyta; Magnoliopsida; Poales; Poaceae. The transcript has a single exon.
GAGGCAGGGAAAAAAAUGCUGGCCAAACAAAUUGGGACGAACACCAUUGUUUCCAUCCACAAUGCUCCCAAGGUCCGUCAGCAACUCCGUAGCGCCGAUGAAGACAGCUACACGCCGCACAGCGUGCCGAUCGGCCCUUACCAUCGCACUCAUCCGUCUCCGUGGAUUGUAAAAGAAAAGCUGCGGUAUGUCGGCUUCAUGCAGAGUCUCUCCGAGAGAUACAAGGGAGGUGGCCUUAAUGGUCUAGUGGAGGAAUUGGAGCCAGAAGCAAGGGAAUGGUACGGCGACGGGGUCGCCCACAUGACGCCGGAGGAGUUGGCGAGGAUGCUGCUGCAUGAUGGGUGCUACCUGUUGGGUUGGUUGGGGAACUAUCCAGACGCCCCUCAAACAUCCUGCCACGACCACAACACGGUGUUUCGUGACAUCCUUUACCUCAUCGAGAACCAGAUGCCUUUCUUCGUUCUUGAGAGGAUUCACGCCCGCGCCACAGGAGGUUCCCGUUGUCUACUCCGCUACAUGGCAACAUAUAUCCAGAGUCUGCUGCAGGCUCAGCUGUACAUCAGCGCAGGGAAGCAGAAGUUGAUGGAGCAGCCAUGCCACCUCCUGCACCUAGUGCAUGCAUACUUGCGUCAAGCCAAUUUGCUGCCGUCUACUGAUCCGGAACCGCCGAGGCACACAGGUCGGUGGCGCCGGGCGACGGACUACCGCUUGUGUGCAAACCUGAAGUUCAUGCCACGGGACUUCGCGGACGAAGUGACUUCGAUCCUUGACGUGCGCCUUGAAGGAGGCACGCUGUGGAUCCCUCGCCUGCAAGUCUGUAGAGACACAUUGACACUCCUACGUAACCUGAUGGCGCUGGAGGAGCAGAUGCCCAAGAGGCCUGUCACGGCCUACUGCAUCUUCAUGUCGCAGGUUGCGUGUACGGUGGAGGACGUCCGGCUCCUGGUUGAUGCAAAGAUCCUCCAACACUUCGAGGGCAGCGACGACAUUGCCGCCCAAGGAUUUGCCGACCUCUGCAAUGGGGUGGUCAUGGACGUCCAUAACAUCGACAGGAACUAUCUCAAGCCCAUUUGGCAUGACCUGGAGAAGCGCCACAAGAGCCGUCCUCACAACUUUUGGGGCCAACGGUCACAGCGCUUGGCGAUCACCUUGGCAUUCCUAGUGGUUCUCGUCCUCCUUGCCUGUGUAGUGACGCAAACUUGUUAUGUAGUUAUCGGCUCUAGGCAAAACCCAAAACAUUAGUGCCAGUUUAGUUUCAACACCUUGUUAGAGGAUGCAGUACCGGAUUUAUUUUAUGUAUUCCUAUUUUUUUAGAAAAAAAUUCAACAAGAACCCCGCUUUGAAUUACCGAAGCCAUGAACCGUCCAGAGGUAACAUCAAUCAACAUCCAACAAGAAAUACUAGGCCUGUAAGAGAUUAUUUUUCCUGGUGUUUUUUAAAAUGAAAUUACAGCUGCUAUAAAAAUGCCGCGUGUGAUUCGGGUCAUUGUCGACGUGCGAUUUUUUGUAUGGCUUUCGUAUGUACAUGGGUUGUGAUGUUGAAUGCAUUCUAAUCAUGCGCCCUAUAGGUGUGAUUGUUGUUCUUAUUGUCUUUUGCUUGGAUCGACAGGUCACCAUUUUUACGUCGGUUCCCGUUUUAGCAGGCCAUCUGAGCAGUUCGUUUGUUGUGUAGUCGUCUUCCCGAUUAGUCAUGCACCGUGUGGAAUGGUACAGAUCCUUAUCUCUUCCUCUCUCCGAGACACAGGUCGAAUACCGGUCUCCAUCGCGCAUAUCAUCCAACCGCAUGCAAAUGUUUCCAAAGUCCUGGCUCCAACCAUACCCAUCCUCUGGGACAUCGCUGCGAGUACUUACUUUGGCUAUUGAGGAUGAUGAUGGAGUGUGUUUGAAAAUUUAAUUAUAAUGCGGUGUUUUGAUGGGUCUUUCGCGGUAUGGUUAUGUGUUAUGUGUUAAUCAGCCCGUAAUUAUGUGAGGAUUCUGUUUCAGUGUCUGCAUGUACUCUUGUCUUGCUAAAAUAUGACAUGUUGACAUUUCUUUUUCCUAGGCCGUGUAAGGGUGCACAAGACUUAUAUGUUUUCAUAAGUCGAUUGCUCCCGAUUUACCUGGAAAAUCACUUACCCGAUUAAAACGAAGAACCAAAUGUAAAAAUGAAGACCUCAACCGAAUAGAAAGCCUCCUAAACAAGGGGGUAUAGUUAACCAAAAGCG